This is a messenger RNA of Drosophila santomea, 3421 nucleotides long. RefSeq names its product calcium-transporting ATPase sarcoplasmic/endoplasmic reticulum type (gene SERCA). Gene Ontology annotation, molecular function: ATP binding; P-type calcium transporter activity; ATP hydrolysis activity. Lineage: Eukaryota; Metazoa; Arthropoda; Insecta; Diptera; Drosophilidae. Bases 179 to 3178 code for a protein of 999 amino acids. Gene Ontology annotation, cellular component: membrane. Gene Ontology annotation, biological process: intracellular calcium ion homeostasis; calcium ion transmembrane transport. The transcript has 10 exons. The record is from RefSeq and is a predicted model, not a curated record.
UUCAAAUAGACACUCUCAUCGAGCAGCGUUCUCCUUGCGUUCAGUUGCCGUUGAUCGUUAUAAUAGCGCGAUCUUUGUGUUAGCUCUUGGUCUUCCGACUGAAAUAAAUUAUUAUAUAAUAACGGAAUUUUUGCUAGGAAUAAUAAUUGCCACUGAACGAAGAGGAUAACGAAUCAAGAUGGAAGACGGUCACUCGAAAACCGUCGAACAGUCCCUCACUUUCUUCGGAACGGACCCCGAGCGCGGCUUAACCCUCGACCAGAUCAAGGCUAACCAGAAGAAAUACGGACCCAAUGAGUUGCCGACCGAGGAAGGAAAGAGCAUCUGGCAGCUGGUCUUGGAGCAGUUCGACGAUCUGCUGGUGAAGAUUCUGCUGUUGGCAGCCAUCAUCUCAUUUGUUCUCGCCCUGUUUGAGGAACACGAGGAAACGUUCACUGCAUUUGUAGAGCCCCUAGUUAUUUUACUUAUCCUGAUAGCCAACGCCGUGGUGGGAGUAUGGCAGGAGCGUAACGCCGAGUCGGCCAUUGAGGCCCUCAAGGAGUACGAGCCUGAGAUGGGCAAGGUGGUGCGACAGGACAAGUCCGGCAUCCAGAAGGUGCGCGCGAAAGAGAUCGUGCCCGGUGAUCUGGUGGAGGUGUCUGUCGGUGACAAGAUCCCCGCCGAUAUCCGUAUCACCCACAUCUACUCGACCACUCUUAGGAUCGAUCAGUCCAUCCUCACCGGUGAGUCGGUCUCCGUCAUCAAGCACACCGAUGCCAUCCCCGAUCCCCGCGCCGUCAACCAGGACAAGAAGAACAUCCUGUUCUCCGGCACCAACGUUGCCGCCGGCAAGGCCCGCGGCGUCGUCAUCGGCACUGGCCUGAGCACCGCCAUCGGCAAGAUCCGUACCGAGAUGUCCGAGACCGAGGAGAUCAAGACCCCCCUGCAGCAGAAACUGGACGAGUUCGGUGAGCAGCUGUCCAAGGUCAUCUCCGUCAUUUGCGUGGCCGUCUGGGCCAUCAACAUCGGCCACUUCAACGACCCCGCUCACGGAGGCUCCUGGAUCAAGGGUGCCAUCUACUACUUCAAGAUCGCCGUCGCUCUGGCUGUGGCUGCCAUUCCCGAGGGUCUGCCCGCCGUCAUCACCACCUGUUUGGCUCUGGGCACCCGCCGUAUGGCCAAGAAGAAUGCCAUCGUCCGCUCCCUGCCCUCCGUGGAAACCCUGGGCUGCACAUCUGUCAUCUGCUCUGAUAAGACCGGCACACUCACCACCAACCAGAUGUCCGUCUCCCGCAUGUUCAUCUUCGACAAGGUUGAAGGCAACGACAGCAGCUUCCUGGAAUUCGAGAUGACCGGCUCCACCUACGAGCCCAUCGGUGAGGUCUUCCUUGGCGGUCAGCGCAUCAAGGCUGCCGACUACGAUACCCUGCAGGAACUGUCCACCAUCUGCAUCAUGUGCAACGACUCCGCUAUUGAUUACAAUGAAUUCAAGCAGGCCUUCGAGAAGGUCGGCGAAGCCACUGAGACCGCCCUGAUUGUGUUGGCCGAGAAACUGAACAGCUUCAGCGUGAACAAGUCUGGCCUGGACCGCCGCUCGGCUGCCAUCGCCUGCCGCGGUGAGAUCGAGACCAAGUGGAAGAAGGAAUUCACCCUGGAGUUCUCUCGCGAUCGUAAAUCCAUGUCCUCGUACUGCACCCCCCUGAAGGCCUCCCGUCUGGGCACUGGCCCCAAGUUGUUCGUGAAGGGCGCCCCCGAGGGUGUUCUGGAGCGCUGCACACACGCCCGCGUUGGCACCAGCAAGGUUCCUCUGACCUCUGCCCUGAAGGCCAAGAUCCUCGCCCUGACCGGCCAGUACGGUACUGGACGCGACACCCUUCGCUGCCUGGCUCUGGCCGUUGCCGAUAGCCCAAUGAAGCCCGAUGAGAUGGAUCUGGGUGACUCCACCAAGUUCUACCAGUAUGAGGUGAACCUGACCUUCGUUGGUGUUGUGGGCAUGUUGGAUCCCCCCCGUAAGGAAGUUUUCGAUUCCAUUGUGCGCUGCCGUGCCGCCGGUAUUCGUGUUAUUGUGAUCACUGGCGACAACAAGGCCACUGCCGAGGCUAUCUGCCGCAGGAUCGGUGUGUUCUCCGAGGACGAGGACACCACUGGCAAGUCCUACUCUGGUCGCGAGUUCGACGACCUCUCCCCCACCGAACAGAAGGCUGCCGUUGCCCGUUCCCGCCUCUUCUCCCGUGUGGAGCCCCAGCACAAGUCCAAGAUUGUUGAGUUCCUGCAGAGCAUGAACGAAAUCUCCGCUAUGACUGGUGAUGGUGUGAACGACGCCCCCGCCCUGAAGAAGGCUGAGAUCGGUAUUGCCAUGGGCUCUGGUACCGCUGUUGCCAAGUCUGCCGCCGAAAUGGUGCUGGCUGAUGACAACUUCUCCUCCAUCGUGUCUGCCGUUGAAGAAGGUCGCGCUAUUUACAACAACAUGAAACAGUUCAUCCGCUACCUCAUCUCCUCGAACAUUGGUGAGGUCGUCUCCAUCUUCCUUACUGCUGCCCUUGGCCUGCCCGAGGCUCUGAUUCCCGUCCAGCUGCUCUGGGUCAACUUGGUUACUGAUGGUCUCCCAGCCACCGCUCUGGGCUUCAACCCCCCUGAUCUGGAUAUCAUGGAGAAGCCCCCCAGGAAGGCCGAUGAGGGUCUCAUUUCCGGAUGGUUGUUCUUCCGUUACAUGGCUAUUGGAUUCUAUGUCGGCGCUGCCACCGUCGGUGCCGCCGCCUGGUGGUUCGUGUUCUCCGAUGAGGGACCAAAACUGUCCUACUGGCAGCUGACUCACCAUCUGUCCUGCUUGGGCGGUGGCGACGAGUUCAAGGGCGUUGACUGCAAGAUCUUCAGCGACCCCCAUGCGAUGACCAUGGCUUUGUCCGUGCUGGUGACAAUCGAAAUGUUGAACGCAAUGAACAGCUUGUCUGAGAACCAGUCGCUGAUUACCAUGCCCCCAUGGUGCAACCUGUGGCUGAUUGGAUCAAUGGCACUCUCCUUCACUCUUCACUUUGUUAUUCUUUACGUCGAUGUCCUCUCCACCGUCUUCCAAGUGACACCGUUGUCUGCAGAAGAAUGGAUAACUGUGAUGAAAUUCUCAAUUCCUGUAGUUUUAUUAGAUGAGACAUUGAAGUUUGUUGCUAGAAAAAUCGCAGAUGUCAACCCCAGAUUUCAUUAACUGGACCCCGAUUAGUUACCAUAACACAAAUUGAAUCCAUCCCUGCUUUAGAAAAGUACGUGCAGUUAUUACAUUAUGUCCGGGUGCGCCAAGUCGAUGCGAAUGUAGAAAAGAACAAUUGCUGUACAUUAUGGUCUAGUACAUUAUCGUCGCACUCGCCGGCAUAACCGAGAACACACAGUUUUGAAAUUCAGCAUGUAAGAUAUCUAAACGUAAACGAAACAAUAAAACAAGAAAUCCGAA